Caenorhabditis bovis is the source of this 1152-nucleotide messenger RNA. NCBI's taxonomy places the organism in Eukaryota, Metazoa, Nematoda, Chromadorea, Rhabditida, Rhabditidae. The record is from the annotation of a GenBank genome assembly.
AUGAGCGAAGGAACGUUAGUGCCGUCAGAUGUUCUACGCGAGAAGGUAAUGGACGAUGCUAGUAACUUUGAUGAGACAAAGGGCGAAGCAAUGGAUUAUACAAAUAUGGAACCAAUAUUCUCAACCGCGUCUGGAAUUCGAAUAGAAGUUAGCGAAGAGGCUUUAAAAAAGACUCGAACAAUGCUAGAAUCAAAUUCGUCAUUUUCUACGUCGAGUGUAACUAAAUCGAAGCCCGGACAAUUCAUUUCGCCAUUUAGAAUAGAAGGGCAAAAAAGUCUUAAGCGUCAAUUUAAUCAAAGUUUUCAAUCUCCACUAAUGACAAACACCACGGCGGAGCCGCCUAUUAAAAAGACGGCAAAUACUGCAGGCAAACGAUAUACAGAUCUUAUCGGUGUUAUAACCCUUGUCGACGAAUUUGCCGAGUUCGCUGAGACUCGAGGAAUACUUCAACUUGCCAAUUCGCACAAUCUGAUUGUACGGAAGCCCGCCGAAAUGCCCGCAAAACUGUUAUUGUUAGCAAAAAUUGAAAUCCGAUGCGCACAAAUUGUUAAUGAAUGCGACGCUCAUCCAACAGAAGUGCUGCUGGAAUUCGGCAAAUCCAAACUCACGAUUCUUGAUUCACAAAUAACUGGAAUUAAGAAACAUUCGAUUUCCAUGCAGCCGUUUCUUAGACAACCUUGUGCAAUUUUUGAGUUGGGAAACGAUCCCAACAAGACCAAAGCGGUUUCCAAGGUGCAGAUAAUCGAUUUUGGCCCAAAAGCUUAUCGUGGAUGCAAAAAAUGCAAAUACUCAUUGGCGACGAAGCCGAAGAAGAUUUCAAAUUGUCCGAAGUGCAAUUCAAAAAUCACGGAGGUUGUGAACUGUUACUACACUUUGAUUCGUGUAAUCGAUUAUUCUGGACAAAUACAAUUACAUGUGCCUGACAGUCUAAUGAGCAGAUUCUUGCAAUUCCUCGGCUAUCAGGGAAUUGAGGAGAUUGAGAAGUUUAUGUCAUUACAAGAAAGAUUAAAUUAUGUGUUCAAACCAAUGAUGGUAGCCAUUGAGAAGACGCCAACGAUCAAUAACGAAUGGACGUUAGUCGAUUUUGAUGAAGUCGAUUGGAACUCAUAUGGUCAAUUUUUGGAUGCAAAAUGCAAGCAAUUAGGCAUUUAG